Paramisgurnus dabryanus is the source of this 4118-nucleotide messenger RNA. It is a transcript of the gene sema3fb, whose product is annotated as sema domain, immunoglobulin domain (Ig), short basic domain, secreted, (semaphorin) 3Fb. Gene Ontology annotation, biological process: positive regulation of cell migration; neural crest cell migration; negative chemotaxis. Gene Ontology annotation, cellular component: plasma membrane. Gene Ontology annotation, molecular function: chemorepellent activity; semaphorin receptor binding. NCBI's taxonomy places the organism in Eukaryota, Metazoa, Chordata, Actinopteri, Cypriniformes, Cobitidae. The record is from RefSeq and is a predicted model, not a curated record.
GCGCGUAGAGAUCGGAGCGUGCUUGUCUUUGGGGAUAUAUGGACACACAUACAACGAACUGAAGCUGUACGCGAAGUUGUCAGUGACUUUAACGUUUCCUUAACGCUGCUUAGACCAAGAUUAAACGGGAUUUUAUAACAUUUUUACCAGAUGAAAACUAUAAAAUAAAGGAAGCACACCGCGCUCAGGUGUUCAUUGUAGGACUAUACCUGCUGGGACAUAUAGAGAGAAACUUUCAUUGGAUUCCCUGUUGGAUCUUUUGGGCAGUGACAUCUCUUAAACGUGUCGGACCCGACUGGAUGCAUCAUGAAGCUGGAGAGUCCUUGGAAAGUCCAGAUUCUCCUGGCUCUAUCUGUCCUGACUUUGGGUUUGGACAAUGACACCCAGAACGCCCCUCGAGUCUACUUGUCCUUCAAAGAUCUGAAGUCUACAGAUACAGCCCAUCAUUUCUCCUUUCUGUUGAACACAUCGGACUAUCGCAUCUUACGCAUGGAUGAAGACCACGACCGCAUGUAUGUGGGCAGCAAAGACUACAUUCUGUCCCUUGACCUCCACGACAUCAACCGAGAGCCCCUCAUAAUACACUGGCCUGUUUCACAACAGAGGAAGACUGAGUGUGUUUUAAGUGGCAAAGACACAAAUGGCGAGUGCGGUAAUUUCGUCCGUCUGAUCGAGCCGUGGAACAGGACGCACCUGUAUGUGUGCGGGACGGGCGCUUACAACCCUGUGUGCACCUAUGUGAACCGAGGACGCAAACCCAUGACGGCCAUGCAUCUCCAGAUGCCCCAGACCAAAGGAAGGGCAAGUCGUGCAGCUGAACCAGAAAUAGUGUUUGAUGAUACAGGAUUACAGGAAACAGUAUUCCAAUUGGAGCCAGGAAAAGAGGAUUCUGGGAAGGGAAAGUGUCCAUAUGACCCAAAGUUAAACAGCGUCUCUACGUUGAUCAAUGGAGAGCUGUAUGCAGGGGUCUACAUUGACUUUAUGGGCACUGACUCCGCUAUUUUCCGAACCUUGGGGAAAAAUGCCAUCAUGCGGACCGAUCAGUACAACUCUAGAUGGCUGAAUGAUCCAUCCUUCGUACACGUGCACCUCAUCCCCGACAGCAACGAGAAAAACGAUGACAAACUUUACUUUUUCUUCCGUGAGAAGUCUUCCGAGAUGGGCCAGAGUCCCAAAACCCAGUCCCGUAUUGGCCGAAUCUGCCUGAACGAUGACGGCGGUCACUGCUGUUUGGUCAACAAGUGGAGCACUUUCCUGAAAGCUCGGCUUAUCUGCUCCGUCCCAGGGGCUGAUGGGAUUGAAACGCAUUUCGACGAGCUCCGGGAUGUGUACAUACAGCCCACUCAGGACACGAAAAAUCCGGUGAUCUAUGGGGUCUUCUCUGUUUCUGGCUCUGUAUUCAAAGGCUCAGCCGUCUGCGUGUACUCCAUGGCGGACAUUCGGAUGGUGUUCAACGGACCGUUUGCACACAAAGAAGGGCCCAAUUAUCAAUGGGUGGCCUACAGUGGCAAAAUCCCAUACCCUCGUCCAGGAACAUGUCCUGGUGGGACCUUCACUCCCAACAUGAAGUCCACAAAAGACUACCCGGACGAGGUCAUCAACUUCAUGAGGAACCAUCCCACCAUGUACAACGCUGUGUAUCCAGUGCACAAGCGCCCCCUGGUGGUCAGGACCAAUGUGGACUACGAGUUCACCACCAUCACUGUGGACCAGGUGACUGCGGCUGAUGGAAACUAUGAGGUGCUCUUUUUGGGAACAGAUAAAGGUACAGUGCAAAAAGUCAUUGUCCUGCCUAGAGAUGACCUGCAGACAGAAGAACUGGUUCUGGAAGAAGUUGAGGUCUUUAAGGUACCUGCUCCUGUCACAACUAUGAAGUUAUCUUCAAAACGGCAACAACUGUAUGUGGCAUCUGAGGUGGGCGUGACUCACCUGGCCCUGCACAGGUGUGACGUCUAUGGCGAGGCGUGUGCAGACUGCUGUCUGGCCCGGGACCCUUACUGUGCCUGGGACGGAUCCUCCUGCUCUCGAUAUUCGGCCUCACAGAAAAGACGCAGUCGACGGCAGGACGUGAAGUAUGGGAACCCCAUACGGCAAUGCAGAGGAUACAAUUCCAACACUAAUAAAAACACACUGGAGUCGGUGCAGUACGGGGUGGAGGGCAGCAGCACAUUUCUGGAGUGCCAGGCCAAAUCUCCUCACGCUGCUGUCAAAUGGCAUCUUCACAGAGACAACAGUGACCGGAGACGAGAGGUUCGCAGCGAUGGCCGUGUGUUGAAGACGGACCAGGGCUUACUGCUCCGAUCUCUACAUGCUUUAGAUACUGGAAUCUACGUCUGCACAGCCACAGAGAAAAACUUCAAGCACACGUUGGUCAAACUUCAGCUGUUGGUUUUGAACAACCAGGCCGUCAAUAACAUCCUGGUGGAAACGGGCCGCCCGGCAGCUUCCUCGCUUCAGUCCAGCGCCUGGACACCCAGCGCCGGACAAUACAAAGACCUUCUCACCAUCCUUAGCCAGCCCGAGAUGGGCCUCAUAAACCAGUACUGCCAGGACUAUUGGCAGUACGGAGACCCGCUGAUGGGAGGCAUCAAGUCCAAAGACCUGAAAGAGCUCAAGGAACAGAAGAAACCACGGAAUCGCAGACAUCACGGGGAUGAGGAGGAAACAUGAGGGGUGGUGGUCCAAAACACAAAAAGACUAUAAAGUUUUAAAAGAGAAAAACCUGGAAUCUAAAACUUCCAUCGAAUGAACUUUGCAAAUCCAAAUGGAAUUCCCUUUUAAUGCAUAAAGAUGAUAUCAUACACAGUAUUUAUUGUAGGUUGUAUAUAGUACCAUUCUGUGGAUUUCUUUGUACUUAAAUAGAAAAAAUGCUCUUUGUGUAUACCGUAAGUACGUAAUGGGCAAAUAUUAUUGUAAUAUUUUUGUCAAGCCAAUUUUUUUUCAUCUUCCGGGCAUUGAUGACUGUUGUGUACAUUGACAUAACUCCAUUGACUAUGAACUGAGUCGGACUUAAAUGGUUGAGAUGGGAAAGGGAAGAGCGACCGGGCACCUUGCCCGUUGGACUCUACACAGGAAAAGACAUUUGGAAAGGCGGGGACGUCAUGAUGCUUCUCACCACUAGUCCCACCCCCAAGUGCAUUCUGGUCCCUUACUGGUUACAAUGAUACACCGGCUCAUAUCGUCUUCCAUGAUGUCACUGUAUGCACACAUUUGUUUUCAUUGCACAAAUGUUAAAAUGUGUCAUGAACGGACACUAACAAGUUUAGUCAGAUGUGUAGAAGCGCUGCUGAGGGUUUUAGUAGUAGCAUUUUUAUUUGUAUUUUUUAUUUUGGAAAAGACUAAAAGCACAAAUCGACCCACACGGACAAGUAUCUGUGUAAAUCUGUGUGAAGUUGCAUUUCACCCCAAAAUUAAAACUAUAGUUAGGUUGUUUUACCAUGUACCAAUUUUAAGCAAAUUUUAUUUAUUCAUCUGGGCAUUUUAUUUUUUUCUGAUUCACAUUCUUAAAGAUGAUUCCCUCAUACAGUAUUUUUUUUUAAAGUAAACAUUGUAUUUUUGUCAUAAAUUAAAAGCAUUAUUUCCUCUAAAUUUGAGGUGAAAUGUCAUAAACAUGUUCUCCAAAUAUGACACGCUUCACAUUUUCAAAUGUGUACACACUGUACUGUAUAAAAACAUUUGAUCCGAGUUUUUAAACUACUCAUGGUUUCGGGAAGCUGGCUUCAUUGUGUGCAUGAUUAUGUAGUGGUACAUUGUGUAUUGGGUGAAAUUAAAGAUAGCUAUGUUGCAGAUCUUUCUGUUCUUAUAUUUUAUUGUAAGGUCAGUGUUUGGCCACACAGUGCAAGUACUCGCAGUAAAACGACAACGAUGAUGAGGUUACGUUCCUUGUGAAAUACCAUACGUUCUUUCUCCAGUUAAAGCAGUGUCUUACGUUGAGAGAAAAUGGUUGUACAAUUUCUAGGUAUUUUUAAGAUGUGUCUUUAGAAAUGUUUGUGUUUUUAUUUUGUCAUCCGUUUGAGACUUAAAGCACAGGUGAUGUUACGGUGAUUAUUGUGUAAAUGAUUUUCUUUCCCCUCUUGCUGUUGCUAACUAAUAAAUUAAAGCUCUAUAUUUUAUAGUAA